GUCGAUGGCGUGCUGAUUGCGUGCGACACCAGCAUCACAGCAUUGGUCCGGUCCGGACUGCAGUCGAUUAUCAAUGGCCUCCGACAUGGCCGCCGACGAUCCAUCCGUCCAGCCGUCGUUCCCGACUUCUUCCCACCUUGUAAGUGGACGGCGAGCCGCGGCGUAGGAGAUACCAGCCAGCUCUGUCGAAACCCGGUACAAGGCAUCGAUACAUACAUAAAAGAGAGUGGGAAAAAAAAAGACUACCAGGAUAGUCUCUCUGGCUUGGGAUACGUGUAAUAGCGGGUUUCUUUUUUAUCCCUUCUCUUUUUUUUUCUGGCCCCGGAACACCGCGCGGGACGAAACCAAAGAAACUCUGCGUGCCUGGGCAGUGACAUCUAAUAUUGCUGGUUACCCGUUCGCCGAAGGGAUCGCCAUGGCCGAAACACAAACGAAGUCCAGACCUGCGUCGGUCGGGAGGAAUUCCUGGAAGACGGUUCGCACUCUCCUGCGCAGGCUGAGAACGAAAUCUUCAAGCGCCAACGGAAAGUCCCGCUCGAGGAUCAUAGAGGGCGUGAGGAAAGAUGUGGCCACCACGACAACGACGGACGAGUCCUCCGACCUCUCCAUCGCCGACUUCGUGGGGGCCAAGGUGCAGAAGGCCCUCGUCGUCGCCCGCAGGGGAGAGUACGAGAUCCGCUAUGACUUCCCCGUGCCCGCCGUCGGCGAGGAUGAGAUCAUGAUCCGCGGCCACUACGUCGGCUUGAAUCCCAUCGACUGGAAAUCUGUCGAUUACAACUUCUGCCUACCAGAAUUCCCUUGGGUUACUGGCCGAGAAAUGUCCGGAGUCGUAGCUCAAGUCGGCUCUGCCGUAACGGCAUUCAAGGAGGGCGAUUUCGUGUGGACUAGCACGUACUACAGGGACGUCCGCGCCGGCUGCUUCCAGGAAUACGUCGUCGUGCCCUCCCACACCGUCCUCCCUAUCCCGUCCACGGUACCUCUUGAGGCUGCCGCCUGCCUCGGCGUGGCCGCCUUGACCGCUUCCAUGACGCUGUGGAAGUGGCUAGGAGUACCCACGCCCCGAGAAGCCGCCACCACCGCCGCCGCCGCCGACGCCGACGAGCAGUGGCUUCUGAUCUGGGGCGGCUCCACCGUCACCGGGCAGUUCGCCACGCAGAUUGCCAGCUUGAGCGGGAUCAAGGUCAUCACCGUCAACUCUGCCGAGACCCGAUCCUUAUCCGAGCGCCUGGGCGCGCGCCGUGUUAUCGUCCGCGACGGCAAGACAGACGAACAAUUGGUGGAGGAGAUCCGAGCCGAGACGAACGGCCAAAUCACGCGAGCGAUCGAUCUGGUCGGGCCCAAGACCGCGGCCCUCGUAUUGGACGUCGUAUCCAAAGCUCGGCCCGUCGCCUUUGCGCCACUGGCUAUGAUGUCGAGCUCGCAGACCGUCCCCGAGAACGUCGUGGCCCACACCGUCGAGAUGAAGCAGUUCGUCCUCGACAAGAGCAACGUCCGCUACACCGAGGAGCUUGGGGUGCUGCUGGAAGGCGGAAACAUCAUUCUGCCCGAGCUGCACCUGAUCGAGGGGGGUCUGGACUCGGUCCAAGGCGGCCUCGAAAUGCUGAAGAAGGGAAACCUGAAGGGGAAGAAACUAGUUGUGCGGAUGUGAUAGAGUUGUCCCCUUCGAACGUUCGACUAUAGGUACAUCGAUAGACGUAGGUACAGGUGGCGUUUUUUGGAUUGUAAAACUGUACUAUCCAACUAUGUAUAUGGAGAUGAGUUGAGCUGAGUACAAGUUAGAAUUGGUCGAAUGCCCGUCACGAGAUGCCGGUUUGUCGCUGAAAAUAAAUGUCUGGUCAUAAUAAACAAAUACCAUCACAUCGCCCCCCCAU
This is a messenger RNA of Durotheca rogersii, 1871 nucleotides long. Its product is annotated as GroES-like protein. The transcript is spliced from 3 exons. The record is from RefSeq and is a predicted model, not a curated record. The coding region runs from base 416 to 1648 and encodes 410 amino acids. NCBI's taxonomy places the organism in Eukaryota, Fungi, Ascomycota, Sordariomycetes, Xylariales, Xylariaceae. Gene Ontology annotation, molecular function: oxidoreductase activity, acting on NAD(P)H.